AUGUUAACUAAAAGUCAUAUUACAAUCGGUACUUCACAAAGAUAUUUGUUUCUUCUUCGUCGUCAUGUAUCGUCCCAUCCAAUUAAAAAACAUGAUGAAUAUAAUUUUUUUAAACGAAGUAUUCUAUCAACUGAUCAUUUUCAAUAUAGUUUACCUCGUUUACCAAUACCAAAAUUAGAUAAAACAUGUGAACGUUAUUUAGCUGCACUUAAACCAAUUCUUAACAAUGACGACAAUGCAUUCAAACACACUCAACAGAUUGUGGCUGAUUUUUGUUCACGUGAUGGUAAACGACUUGAUGCUCAAUUACGACAUAAAAAUGCGCUAAAUCGAAAUACAUCUUAUAUAUCAAAACCAUGGUUUGAAAUGUAUUUAAAAUCACGGCUACCACUUAUAUUAAAUUUUAAUUUUUUCCUCGUUUUUGCUGAUGAUCAAAAGCAUUUAAAACCAGGAGCCCGUAUUACAAAUUAUAUUAUUUCAUCAAUUCGUUUUAUGAAUACACUUCGUGCUAAUUGGCUUGAACCAGAAGUAUAUCAUUUAAAUCCCAUGAAAACGAAUACAGAUCGUUUUCGUAAAUAUCUUCGAUUCGUACCAAAGAGUAUUUCAUUUUAUGGAGCCUUCCUACAAAAGGCAUUUCCUUUAGAUAUGUCGCAAUAUAGUCGUUUAUUUAAUUCAACUCGUAUACCUAAGCAUGACUGUGACGUACUUGAAUCGAGCUUUGGAAAUGUACGACAUAUAAUUGUUAUUAAAGGUGGUCAUUAUUAUAAAGUAAAUGUAUUAGAUAAACAUGGACACCUUUUGCCAGCUGAAGAUAUUGCUGCGACGAUGAAGUAUUUAUCUGAAGGUUUACGUGAAGAAGAAAAUAAGUAUCCAUUGGGAUAUUUUACAGCUGAUAAUAGAAAUCGGUGGGCAUCUGUACGUGAACAAUUGCAAGAACUUUCUCAACACAAUAAAGAUAUAUUUAAAGAAAUUGAUACUUCAAUUAUGAUUAUAUGUCUCGAUGAAGAUGAUCCAUCAAAAUUAGACAAAUCUUGUACUAAAAAACAGCUUGCCGAAUAUGUCUCUGGAAAAUAUCUAUGUUAUAAUGCAUCAAAUCGUUGGUAUGAUAAAUCAUUCAAUAUGAUAAUGUUAUCCGAUGGAACACUUGGUCUUCAUUGCGAACAUUCAUGGGGUGAUGGUGUUGCUUUACUUCGUUUCUGUAAUGAUAUUGAUAAAGAUGCAAAUGAACAUGGCAAAAUUAAUUCAACAAACUAUGAAUCAAUAAAUGCAUCGACCAAUGAUUGUAUUGAAAAACUUGAAUUUCAAUUCGAUGAUAAAUUAAAAAAUGAAUUUGAAACAUCAAGAAAAAAUUAUAAUGAUUUUGUAUCGAAAUUCAACGUUAAUAUUUAUCAAGAAGGUGUUAUUGGUAAAAAUUUAUUAAAACAAGCUUCGCUAAGUCCUGAUGCUAUGAUGCAAUUAGCAAUUCAAAUGGCUUAUUAUAAAUUACAUAAACGAUUCGUAUCCACAUAUGAAUCCUGUUCAACAGCUGUCUAUAGACAUGGUCGCACAGAAACAAUAAGACCAGUUACACAUGAAACAAAAACUUUUAUUGAAUCAUUAACAAAAACCAACGAUGAACAAUUACAAAGAGAUCUAUUAAAAAAAUGCUCAGAGAAACAUCAACAAUUAAUUAAAGAAGCAGCAACAGGACAAGGUUUUGAUCGACAUUUAUUUGCAUUAAAAUAUUUACAAGAGAUUGAAAAUCGAGAAAAGUUACAUCCAAUUUACACAGAUAAACCUUAUCAAUCAAUAAAUCAUACGAUUCUGUCAACAUCAACAGUAGCUUCAAAGCAUAUUGCUGCUGGUGGUUUUGGUCCUGUUGUUAAUGAUGGAUAUGGUAUUGGAUAUUUAAUUGACGAUGAUCAAUGUGGAUUAUUAGUUACUUCGUAUUUAGAAAAGGAAUUACCUAAUUUUAUGCAAGCAGCCGAUGAAAGCUUCAGAGAGCUAGCUAAUAUUAUUAAAAAAUAG
Messenger RNA from Rotaria socialis, 2007 nucleotides. The record is from the annotation of a GenBank genome assembly. NCBI's taxonomy places the organism in Eukaryota, Metazoa, Rotifera, Eurotatoria, Philodinida, Philodinidae.